AGUACGUGACACGUCAAACAGAUUUAAAAAUCUUUUUUAUAUAAUUUUUCCAAUUUUUCAAUCAUUUCGAGCGGUUUUGAGUGUUAUUCUUCAGAUUUUUAAUUCAAAAGUCAUGCGUGGAAGUCGUAAUUUAUUGACUCAGCGACUGGCUUCUUCUCGAGCAACUGGUUCUUCGGGAGGUCUCAAGUUUGUCGGAGCCACUGUUGGAGCGGUAACUGCUGGUGCAGCAGGAGUUGCUGGAUACGCUUCUUAUGAUAAUGAGUUCAGAAAGAAGCUAGAAGGCGUGAUUCCCGGUUCUCGAACUAUUUUGAAUUACACGAUCGGAGAAGAAGAACCGCCGGCGCCUCGUCUUAAAGAUCUUCGACCUCUGCAAUAUUCCGCAGAUCCGAAAGUUCCACCAAAGCCAUUUGAGCCGAAGCCCGUGAAAAAAGAGCUGAUCGGAGUUAAGGAGAACCUGAAAGAGACUACUGAACCAAAGAAAAUCGAGAAAAAGCCCGAAAAUCCAUACAUCGGCGCGAAGACUCCACUGAAUCCCCAGGAAAGGAACGAAAAGCUCACGGAAUCCCUGAAAAACCACCUAACUCAAGCCGAAAAAGCCACGAAAGUUGCGACUAGCGCCAAAUUGGAAACGAUUCGAGCUAUUGAGCAUCACGUUCAGACAAUUCGUGAGGCUAUUGAAGCUGGAAAAGACGGAGAUUGGGAUUCAGUGACUGUUGCUCAUCUGAAGGCAAAACGGCUCGCUGAAAAGGAUGAAAAAGCCGAGAAAUUGGCUAGAAAUGCCGUCGCUGACCUUGUCACGGAGGCAAACCUCGGCGGUCAAGGUGAGACUACUCAGCUGAAUCCACUGGUUCCAAUCUCAAAAGCAACUGCUGAAAAGCUCUCAAACGAGCUGGAUGAGAUGAUUUCAAACGUGAAACAUGUCGAUUCGGAGCGUAUUUUCGUGCAUGACUACAGUGAUCGUGUAGCGGAGAGCCGCAGGAAAUUCCAAAUGGAACUGAAAGCAGUUCAUCCGAAUUUGAAUUAUGAAGAUGGAAUGAAGAUCAAAAAAGCGGAUUUGCACACGAUUUUGGCUCAUGCUCACUUGAGAAUUGAUCAGCUCAGCCAGAAAUUGAUUGAUAGCAAGCUAAACGAGGAAAAACGCAUCCAAUCGAUCAUUGCAAAGAAGAAGGAAGAUCUUCUCGAAAAGCUUCGUCUCGAGACCAAUGCCAAACAGGCCGCAGUGAUCCCAGAGUUCGAUAAGAAGAAGCUCGACGCGGAGCUCGCUCGUGCCACUGCUGAAAUUCAGAAAAAAUACGACGAAAAGCUGAAAGAAGUCGUUCGAACUCAGAAGCAGCUGUACGAUAUUGAGCACGCGAAGGAUGUAGAUGAAGCUGUUCUGAAGGAGAGAAAUCUCCACUCGUCGGCGGUCGGAAAAGCGUUGGCUCAGCUGGCUGGAAUUGAAAAAGCGCUUUCUGGACAUCUUCAAAUGGAUAUUGAGAAUAGAAAAUCGAAACAAAUGUGGCUAGCCACCCAAAAUCUGAAGGGAACUGUAAUUUUCGGAAAUCGAGCCAGCUGCUGCAUGGAGGGAAGACGUGCUCCACUGGGAGAUCAAAUGAAGACACUUCUCUCGUGCUGUGGUGGUGGAAACUCUGAUGAAUUCGUGAAAACCAUCAAUACGGCAAUGUCGAAAACCUCAAAAGUCCGCGGGGAGUACACGGAGCAGGAUCUGAACACACGCUUCAACAAAGUCUGCCGAAUCGGACGUCGUGUUGCCUAUGUCAAUGAAGGUGGAGCUCUGGCUCAUCUCUACUCGUGGCUCAAGUCUUCCCUGACUAUUGAGCUCGUCCCGAAGAAGGGUGCUAAUGAGAGCCUGACCCCAGCUGUCGAGAACAACUUCACCUUGCUCACACGUGCCGAGCAACUCUGGAAGUCUGGCAAAAAGUCCGACGCGAUUCGUGUUCUUCAGCUGACCGACGGGGCCACCCGUAGAGUUGCUGCCGAUUUCAUCGCUGAUGCUCGCCGCCAACACGAGGCACUUCUUCUUUCACGUCUUCUGCUCGCCCACGCGGCUCUCACCUCCAUUCGUUCCACUUAUUAAUAAUUAUUGAAUAUGCCAAGUAGUACGUCGUCUGUUGUCUGUCUGAGAAUUAUGUGUUCUCUCAAAAUAAUAAAAUUAUUAUUAUUUU
Messenger RNA from Caenorhabditis elegans, 2165 nucleotides. RefSeq names its product MICOS complex subunit MIC60-2 (gene immt-2). Gene Ontology annotation, cellular component: mitochondrial envelope; mitochondrial inner membrane; cytoplasm. Bases 113 to 2077 code for a protein of 654 amino acids. The record is from RefSeq and is marked reviewed. The transcript has 7 exons. NCBI's taxonomy places the organism in Eukaryota, Metazoa, Nematoda, Chromadorea, Rhabditida, Rhabditidae.